This is a messenger RNA of Danio aesculapii, 4406 nucleotides long. RefSeq names its product gastrula zinc finger protein XlCGF8.2DB. The transcript is spliced from 2 exons. Gene Ontology annotation, molecular function: RNA polymerase II cis-regulatory region sequence-specific DNA binding; DNA-binding transcription factor activity, RNA polymerase II-specific. Gene Ontology annotation, biological process: regulation of transcription by RNA polymerase II. Bases 296 to 1357 code for a protein of 353 amino acids. Lineage: Eukaryota; Metazoa; Chordata; Actinopteri; Cypriniformes; Danionidae. The record is from RefSeq and is a predicted model, not a curated record.
AACUGGUUUUCGGCGCAUUCAAGUAUGAAACAGGAGGAAACUUUUUGGUUCGGUUUAGUGAAUCUUCUGUGGUAGUCAUUUGAAAUGAAUGUAAAUUAUUAAGUGUAAUAUUGAACAGCUUUACGUGAAGUGAUAACAGGCGUUUUGUUUUUAAAUGGAGUCGGAAAAGAUGUUUUUCCUCCUAGUAAAUCGAAUCUACACGUAAGGAAAACACUGAAGUAUUGACAACCUUAUACGUGACAACAUUUACAAACAAACACGCAGGAAAGGCUAAAGAGCUGAAUCUGCUGUGAAGAUGGAGAUGGUUAAAGAGGACAGUGAAGAUAUGAGUGAUGCAGAAUCAUGCAGAAUGGAGGAUGAAGAUCCUGAAGAACAAACAGACCUGCUGGAAGUGAAAGAUGAAACUGAAGAGCAAAAUGAAGUGGAGGAAGGUCAGAAACCUUAUCAUUUAAUGCCUGGAGAAAACUCCUGUAGCUGCUCUCAGACUGAAGAAACAGAAGAUAAUAGUCCCUACGCCUGCCCAGAAUGUGGAAAGACGUUCACCUGUAAAAGAGACCUGAAGAGGCACAUCAGAAUCCACACCGGAGAGAGACCGUUCACCUGCGCUCAGUGCGACAGGAGCUUCGCAAACUCUGGAGACCUGAGGAGACACGUGCGGAUACACUCCGGCGAGCGGCCGUUCAACUGCGCUCAAUGCAAGAAGAGCUUCACACAGAAAGAAGGACUGAAAGAGCACGCCAAAAUACACUCCGGAGAGAAACCUUUCACAUGUCUGCUGUGCGGGAAGAGCUUCACACAUCACAACAGUCUGAAGAGACACAUGAAGGUGCAUUCUGGAGAGAAACUACACCAGUGUCCUGAGUGCGGCAGGAGGUUUGCUGAAGCGUGCAACCUGAAAACACACCUGCUGUCACACACUGGAGAAAGACCCUUCAGCUGUGAGAAGUGUGAGAAGAAGUUUUUCCUGGCCGUGCAUUUAAAGACACACAUGAGGAUUCACGAGGACGAGCGGCGAUACGUGUGCUCAUUCUGUGGGAAGAGUUUCCUGUGGCUCAAUGGCUUUAAGGACCAUCAGAAGACACACAUUGGGGAGAAACCCUACGUGUGCCUGGAGUGCGGCAGCACUUUCAUCAGACCUGGAGAAUUAAAAGUGCACGAGCGCAUCCACACUGGAGAAAAACCCUACAAGUGUUCACACUGUGAAAAGAGCUUCACAGUUUCAGGGGCCUUGAAAGUGCACGAGCGUGUGCACACUGGAGAGAAGCCGUACCUCUGCCCUUCCUGUGGGAAGACUUUCAGCAGAUACGGAAAUCUGGGGAAACAUCUGAAAAAGGCCUGUCCAAAGCUGAAACAAUGAGCAUAAAUAUUCAGCUUUAAGAACAGGAGUGUUCAAAAAUACUUCAUGCUUUUAUACUUGUACUGGCGGUUUCAGAUUCACUAAGGCAUUUUCUUUUUUAUCCACUAUGUUUUAAGAGUGGGACUUUUAUUUUGACGGAGUUAAAACUAAUUCCUAUUGUCUAGCAUACAAUGCUACAGUUAGAUUUUCAUGCGAUGCCUAUAGUGACAUUCAUUUAAAGUCUUGUAGACUUUUUAAUAAGCAUGUAAAGGCAAUGGCCUCACAGUGCCACUGUCUGUCUGUCUGAAGGAUCCCAGCACUGUGAGAAUUGUUCAUCUCAUAGUGUAAACAAACACUAGCUGUAACCAGCCAAUCAACUAGCAUGAUCAUUAACACCAGAGUUGUACUUUAUUAGUGUUAGUAAAGUUAGUUUGUUUAGUUGACUCAACUCUAAGCUCAUAUAUAGUUCUUAAUGCGUUGUCUACUGGUUAAAAAUGCGGCUUUCUGUAUAUUUCAAUUUAAUAAAACUAUAAAAUUGGUUAAACUAAAAUUGCUUAUGUGUCAUGAAUUACGGAUAAUCUGAAAUAAUUAUAAUAAAUAAACUUCUCUAAAGUGCACUUCUCUAACUUCUCAUUUUGUGCACAGCCAACUGGUUAAAUUUCAGUUUGUGAUUUCUAAACCAGAACAUGUCCUGAACAUAUCCAGAACAUAACCUGAACAUAUCUAAAACCAGAACAUAAGCUGAACAUAACCUGUACAGGUCCAGAACAUAUCUAGAGCAUAACCUGAACAUUCCAAUAACACAUGGAGAACAAAACCUGACCAUUACCAGAACAUAUCGAGAAUAUAUCCUGAACAUGUCCAGAACAUUUUCAAAACAUAACAAAAACAUAUCUAAAGCAAAACCAGAACAUAUCCAGAAUAUGUGCAGAAUAUAUACAAAACAUAACCCUAACAUAACUAGUACAUUUCCAGAACAUAUUCAGAAUAUAACCUGAACAUGCCAAUAACAUCCAGAACAAAACCUGAACAUCACCAGAACAUAUCGAGAAUAUAUGCUAAACAUGUCCAUAACAUAUCCUGAACAUAUCUAAAACAAAACCAGAACAUGUCCAGAACAUAUCCAAAACAUAACCCGAACAUAACUAGUACAAGUCCAGAACAUAACAUGAACAUGUCAAAAAUCUGAACAUUAAUAUCCCAAAUGUAACCUAAACAUGUCCAAAAAUAAUAUCCUGAACAUAGCCAGAACAUACUGUAGCAUGAUGACCAUAACCUGCCCUGGAGCCGAUUUAGCUGCGCGGUAUAAGUUACCAUGGCAACCAAGAAUGAUUAAAUCCCAGCUACAAUCAUGGUAUCUAAAAUCCAGGAUUGGUUCAUACUAAACUGAAGCAUAACCAGCUAAUCCUGCUUCAUGGUACUGGCUUCUGGACUAUUAUUUUUAUUAUGAAAAACAAAACUUCAUUCGUUAAGCUUGAAGUGUCUUAAGACAGGUUUACUUACUGAAACAUGCCAGUUAUGCCCUGCACUUACAAUCGACGGUUUUGGUGAAACAGAUGCUGAUUUCACUGUUUAUAUGUAAUAAUAUAAAUAUAAAGGAGUUAUUGAGCCUCAAACACUCCUCCUUAUUUAAAUCUUGUUUGAGCAAAGGACCACUAAAAAUAUGUAAAUUCGCACAUAACACUAACUGUGGCGUUACACUCGAGGAUCAAUAACAUGUAGGCUAUGCCAAAAUCCCUUUAAGGGUAUACUGUAGUCUGUGGCUAAUUCCUGAAUAUUUCUCGACUAUUGAAGUCAUUUCUGUUUAAAUUAAACUUUAAUAUAACAACACAACGCUAAAGUGCUACUACAGUAACAUUAACCUUGGCUAAUAAGCUAACUCCAUCUAGCAUAGUUAAAUAUUAUUUUUAGGUUAUUAUUGAUUCCUGCCUGUUUUGUCAAAUACAUCUAAUUUAUAAAAUACAAACUAUAAACUACUGCAGUGGGCAGGGACUCUGCAGGGGGCGUGGCCUCAGCAAAAUCACACUACAUUUGUUAAAAAAUUGUAGAAAUUCGUCAACUAUUGCCUUAGUAAUGCACUUGUAAUGUAAACAACAAUGUUGAUGAGGAUCAUGUAUUUCUAUUUUAAUCUAAUAUGUACUCUAAUCAGUUUGGUCAAAUAAUUUAAGUUGUACUGCUAAAGUAUGAUUAUUUCCCAUGUUUAUAUUUCAAGUAGUGCUCCUGCGUUUAUGCCAGACAGUAUAUUUCUAUUUGCUGCGUAAACUAGUCAGUGAAAUGAGCCGUGCACAAUCAGAGCAGAGCUCAUUAAUAUUCAUGACCCUUCCAAAUAAGGUAAAAGCAGAGUGUUUUAUUCUAGGGGGAAAUCCUAGGGUCGUAAAUGCACAUGUAGAACUAUUUCUGGAGACUUUUUGCACUUAUCUAAACCACAUAGCUUCUGUGUAGAAGUUAGAGAACAAUUUAACAUGUUGUAUAAAUGCAUUUUAUGACCCAUUCAAUGGUAAAUCAAGGUGACAGGGCUUUUGCGGGUGAAAAACAUAUCGUUUUGUUAAGAAAUUCCAUUAAUGCAUAUUUAAUGAGAAAACACUCUUCAAAGAUUCUGGUGGUGGGCAUUUGGAGAAAAUUUACAGGGGGGGGGGGGUAAAUUUAAAAUAAUAAUGGAAAGCAUUAUUGUGUUAUUUUUUUUGCCGAGAGAUUGGAGAAAAUCUGCUGGCUAAAUGGGAAACUUGUGGGUUUUUCACCUAAAAGUUGCAUGCAUGUAACUAAAGUUUUGUAGAAAUUGUUGUAGAUUUUGUUUCUUAACAAAGGUAUACUUAAAAAAGUUUCUUUUGGUAUACUUAUUGUUAUGAAUUGUACACUUUUUCAGUGGUCAAAACCAAAUACAGCGGUAAUUUUUUCCCUUUUCAAACCAGAAAUACGUGCCAUUUCUUUUAUUUUCCUUUCAGUUCCAUAGAACAUGCCAAAGAUAUUGUUUUCCUAAAGUUUGAAUGUCUGACGAUCAAAUAUUGAGAUUAGAAAAUGUCUUAUUUGUCUGAAUAAUUGCACACAACAUGUUUUGUUUUUUUUUGGUUUG